UCAAGGCUAUCUUUCCAAACUUGUCAUUUUUCUUUCUCAUUUUUCAGAUUCUUUUUCUCAAGAAACAAACAAAGAGUCUCUUUCUUCACCCUUGCUCUGAAAUCGAUUAUCCUACUUGUAUCUCUGAUAACCACAAAUGGUACUACCAAAGCGUGUCCACAGAUUCUUCAAGUUCAGAUUAAGCCCACUUUUCAUACCUAUUACUUCUCUUACUCCCUUAAUCAUCCACCAUUAAUACAUAUCUCUCAAAAUCACAAGUCUUUUUCUUUAAUUUGUCCAAAAAAAAAAAAAAAUCUGUAGCUAGCUAGCUGUUUAUUAGCUAAUAACUCGAAUAUUAUUUCAUAUCAGAAUAUAUAUAUAUUUAUAGUGAUCUGUUGUCGUUUUUUUGGGACAAAACAAAGCCAAAUGGUUGGAAAACACUGGUACGAGAAGUCGGCACGUGAAGUUAUAGAAAUGGCUUGGAUUAUGCUCAGCGUUGAUUACUCGAGGCUUUUCUGGUUACUCUUUGGGGUUUUCUCUUAUGAAUAUCAUGAAGGAAAGCCUCGGAUCUAGCACUUCCAUACCAACUUUUAUUUCUCUACUACUACUCUUAAUAUAAUUCUCAUAUAUAAAUAGUUAGAUACAACUUGAAAAUUUUUAAGCUUUUUGUGUGGUUACCAUCAAAGAUGAACAACAGUUCAAGAUCAUCGGGAAGGAGUGUCAAUGGAGGAGCCAAGAUUACAGCUGAGCUUGCUGGUUACGUUGAAACCGACCCAUCUGGUCGCUAUGGACGAUUUAGAGAUGUAUUGGGGAAAGGAGCAAUGAAGGUAGUAUAUAAGGGGUUUGAUGAGGUUCUUGGAAUAGAAGUUGCAUGGAACCAAAUAAAGCUAAACGAUGUGUUUCGAUCCCCAGAAGAAGUACAAAGACUUUAUGCAGAGGUUCAUCUCCUCAAAAGUCUUCACCAUGAUUCCAUCAUCAAAUUCUACACCUCUUGGGUCGAUGUUCACCGAAGAACCUUCAACUUCAUCACUGAAAUGUUCACCUCAGGAACCCUAAGACAGUAUAGACAAAAGUACCAGAGAGUGAAUAUAGGAGCUGUAAAGAGUUGGGCCAGACAAAUCCUAGGUGGGCUUGAAUACUUGCAUGGGCUGGAUCCACCUGUGAUCCACAGAGACCUCAAGUGCGACAACAUCUUUGUGAAUGGGCAUCUUGGACAGGUGAAAAUCGGUGACUUGGGUUUGGCUGCCGUUCUUCGGGGCUCCCAACACGCACACAGCGUAAUAGGAACACCAGAGUUUAUGGCACCAGAACUGUACGAGGAGGACUAUGAUGAGUUAGUAGAUAUUUACUCCUUCGGCAUGUGUGUUCUUGAGAUGCUCACCUCUCAGUAUCCCUAUAGCGAGUGCUCCAAUCCUGCCCAAAUUUAUAAGAAAGUCACUACUGGAAAAUUGCCCGAAGCCCUCAACAGGAUUGAAGAUCCAGAGGCGAAGCAAUUCGUGGCCAAGUGUUUAGCGAACGUUUCCAAGAGGCUACCAGCUCGGGAGCUCUUGCUCGACCCAUUUCUAGCUUGCCAUGAUGAUAAUAACAAUGACAACAAUGAUGAUGGUGAUGAUUAUAAUGUUGAUGUUGAUGAUAACGAUGAUGAUGAGGAGCAGAACUCGACUCUUGAAAAUGAAACUGAUAUUCAGAAAGAACACUCAGUGGAGCCUGAUUUACAGAGGACCACGAAUAUGACGAUUACGGGGACCAUGAACCCAGAAGAUGAUACCAUUUUUCUCAAAGUUCAUAUUUAUGAUGAAAACGGGAAUAAUGCUAGGAACAUCUACUUCCCAUUCAACAUCGUGAACGACACUGCCAUUGAUGUGGCAACAGAGAUGGUGAAUGAAAUGGAGAUUAGCGACUGGGAACCGUCUGAGAUUGCUGUGAUGAUAGAGCAGCAGAUAUCUUCUUUGGUGCCGAAUUGGAAAGACUGGGUCUCACCGCCAUUAGAAGGGGGUUGUCUUCCCAAUAGCUAUGAUGAGGUAGAGGAGGAAGAAGUAGAAGAAGAAGAAGAAUAUGAUUUUGACGUUACAAAUCGACCUUUCUAUGCUUCAUCGUGUUCUACCUCCCAUGACUCUCUCUUGGCUCUUAACUCUUCCCAUUUCCCUCAUGGGAACAACAUGACUUCUUUUGAUCGUAAUUGGUCUCAAGAUGACAUAUUUAUGAACGAUGAUUCAAGCUCCAUAAGCUCGUUAAAUUCCUUUAACUACUCCAACGUGAACUACUGCUCGGGCUACGAAGAGGAUUAUGACUCAAGUCUCAGAGGUAAUGUAGAGGCUACAAUGGCACAAAAAUCUACAAGAUUCCGGCCUGCGGACAUCGUGACAGCACACAGUAGUGCUUUUCCAAGAGCUUAUCAUCCCUUAAAACAUAAUCAUCAUCAACAGCAUCAUCCGCCGAAGCUUACCAGAAUUCGAUCAAUGGUAGAUGUGCGAAGCCAGUUGUUGCACCGGUCACUGGUUGAGGAGAUUAACAAGAGGCGGUCGUUUAAGACAGUAGGAGCUAUUGGGAACAUUGGAUUUCAGAACCUCGGCGAGGACUUUUCCAGUACUAAAAUGUUCCCAACUGGUGAUUUUCCAGGAAGGUCUUCCAAAAAUGGUUAGCUAGCUAUAUAUAUGUCGAUAUAUAGCAGGGAUUCUCAAAAUGAUAUUGUAAUGAAUGAAGGGUCUUUUCCUGUUUUGUCCAUUUUAUUAUAUAAGAACGCUCGUCUUUGUUAUGAACUCUCUUGGUAGUAGUUCUUCAUGGGUUCAUUUCAUGUACAUAUACAUGUUAAGGCCAUGCGGUGUACUGUAAUAUACGUGAUAAUGAUGAUGAUGAUAAUUUGUUGUGUUA
This is a messenger RNA of Humulus lupulus (European hop), 2850 nucleotides long. RefSeq names its product probable serine/threonine-protein kinase WNK5. The record is from RefSeq and is a predicted model, not a curated record. NCBI's taxonomy places the organism in Eukaryota, Viridiplantae, Streptophyta, Magnoliopsida, Rosales, Cannabaceae. The transcript is spliced from 6 exons. Gene Ontology annotation, cellular component: cytoplasm. Gene Ontology annotation, molecular function: protein serine/threonine kinase activity; ATP binding. The coding region runs from base 666 to 2621 and encodes 651 amino acids. Gene Ontology annotation, biological process: protein phosphorylation; intracellular signal transduction.